AUUUAUUUAGGGAUAGUAUUCUUUUUUUAGUAGAAGAUUAUUUCCAUUAUACUUCUUCCCAUAUAUGCGUAUUACCGAUCCGUUUUGAUCGGCUCUCUUAGUAUUUAUAUUGACCGAUUGGGACUUUGGCUGAAUAAGAAAAUUUGCUUCUCCUAAAUAUUAUUCUUCAUAUCUGCAUAUCAUACAAAACUAAUAUGGUAUCAGAGAAAGCACGCUGACCUGCUGCGUGACUCCUACAAAGAUGACGACGGAAGAUGGAGCAACACCGGCUGCGAAGAUGGAUUACACUUCGCGCUAUUCUUGGGACCUCAAGAUAGACCGGGUGAUUUUAUCACUUCUGUUCGACUCACGAAUAAAACUUAUGAAGAAUGGUCUAAUGCCGUGAAGUUAGCGCUCCGGGCAAGAAGGAAGUUUGUUCUCGUAGACGGGACUCUGACGAAACCAAAGCCUCCUUAUACCGAGGAGGACUGGCUUACAAACCACUCCAUGGUUGUUUCCUGGCUCUUGAAUAUAAUUUCGCCGGAGGUGAAGGCAACGCUGUCAAACUACGAAGAUGCACGACGCCUCUGGAAUGAUCUGAAGGAAAGGUUUGGAUCAGUAGAUGGUCCGAAAAUUCACCAAGUCAAGACAGAUUUGGCUAGGUGUGUUCAAUCAAAAGGGAUGGACAUUGGAACCUAUUAUGCUAAAUUGCAGAACUUAUGGGAGGAAUUAAACAAUUACGAGCCGUUGAUUGCAUGCAAGUGUAACAAUUGCACUUGUGAUGUACUCAAACAACAUGAAAAGAGACGAGAAUCUGAACGUCUGCACCAGUUUUUAAUGGGUCUUUACACAGAUUAUUUUGGUGGUGUUCGGUCACAAUUAUUGACGCAACCUGAACUCCCGACCUUGAAUCGGGCGUACCAACAAAUGACACAAGAAGAGCGUGUCCGGGGAAUUGUCCAGGCUCAGGAAGAACGACCAGAAGUGUUGGGAUUUGCUCUUAAGGCGGAAGGAAAAAGUGCAGGCCGCGGGGCGAAGCCGGAUAAAUCCGGAUUGGUUUGUUCUUAUUGCAAAUUUACGGGACAUGAGAUAACUAGUUGCUUCGAACUUCACGGCUAUCCCGAUUGGUGGGGAGAUAGACCGCGUCUCGGAAUUAAAGGGGGAGGUCGUGGACGUGCGAGCAUUUCCGGACUCACGGGGAAUUCUGGAACAUCUCGUGGAAAACAAAUUAACAAAGCCCAUGCAACGGUGGCCGCUGAUGCUGCGGCGAAGCAGGGGCAGAAUGCUGGUGAUAACAAGACCAAACUGAACACUCCACUUCCGGGUUUCACGUCCGAACAGUGGGCUUCCUUGCUCUCCAUGCUCGGUAACACACACUCUACUAAUGAUCGUAUGGCCGGACCGUGUCUCGAGGAGGCUGAUUGGAACGGGUAAACGGCGGAAUGGACUGUACUACUUGUGGGAGGAACCAACGGAGCAUGCUUUGACAGUUAGAGAAUCAGGGAAGGAGGCAGUUUUGUGGCAUCAAAGGUUGGGCCACCCAGCCUAUCAAAUUGUUAGGAAUUUGGCUCCUGUAAGUGGUUUGAAAGAUAUUGGAAGCUCUCCAUGUGAUGUUUGUUUUAGAGCUAAACAGACUAGGGAUUCUUUUCCUACUAGUUUGAAUAAAACUCAUGCUAUUUUUGAGAUGAUUCAUUGUGAUUUGUGGGGC
This is a messenger RNA of Cuscuta epithymum, 1687 nucleotides long. The record is from the annotation of a GenBank genome assembly. NCBI's taxonomy places the organism in Eukaryota, Viridiplantae, Streptophyta, Magnoliopsida, Solanales, Convolvulaceae.